Messenger RNA from Sander lucioperca (pikeperch), 4083 nucleotides. It is a transcript of the gene pigq, whose product is annotated as phosphatidylinositol glycan anchor biosynthesis, class Q. Gene Ontology annotation, biological process: GPI anchor biosynthetic process. The record is from RefSeq and is a predicted model, not a curated record. The transcript is spliced from 14 exons. Gene Ontology annotation, cellular component: endoplasmic reticulum; membrane. The coding region runs from base 226 to 2037 and encodes 603 amino acids. NCBI's taxonomy places the organism in Eukaryota, Metazoa, Chordata, Actinopteri, Perciformes, Percidae.
AAUAACUCGACAGGAGGGAUAUCACGAUAACCGGAACACACAUGAACGUUGUGUUUCUCACCGGAGCAUUGUAUGCAACGGACUGUCAACAAAGAAUAUGGCGCUGUUGUCUACUUAGCUAGCUAAACUCUACUCGACGUUACAAAUGGAAGGUGAACGUUUUUUUCAGUGUUAAAGAAGAUCAUCCGACCUGCUUGAGGCUGAACACUGAGCUGCAGUGAAGUCAUGGUGCUGAAGAUCUUCUUCCCGCAGUGCUGUAACCGGGCGGACAGCGGCCUGCUGGUCGGCCGCUGGAUCUCCAGCCAGGACUCUGCCGUGGUGUUGGCGGUCAUCCACUACCCAUUCAUCCCCGGACAUGUCAAACAGUACAUCCAGCAGAUGCAGGCCAAGAGUGGGGUGGAGCUGUCGGUGUUGGGCUCGUGGAGUUUACCCAAAGACGGUCAGGAGGGCAUGGAGAGCUUCCUCAGAGACCUCAGCACCAUCUUCCCCCAGGAACGCUGGCUCCAGAUCAACCGCGAGGUGGGCAAGAUGGGCUUCACCUGCCAGGUCCUCCAGCGGGAUCAGAAUGGAAGAGUAGUUCAGCGAGAGACGAAAAAGAAGAAUGAGAAGGUUGACGAAGGUGCUGGAGAGGCGGGAGGUGAUGAAGAAGAGCAGGAGGAGGAGGAGGAGGAGAAGGUGAUCUUCGUCCACUACGAGCAGAGGAAGGUGAUGCUGUCACAGCUUCACCCCAUCGAGAACGGAGUUCCCGACCCCAUAACUGCUCCACUGUCUGAGCUGAGACAGAUGUUCCAGACGGUGGCCAACAGCCAGCCUCUGUUCUUCCUGGACAGAUACGACGACGGGCCGCUGAAGUCGACACACUGGCAGACUGAGGGUCGAGAGGCCAGCAUCAUCGUGGAGCUGCUCAAACAGGCCUGCAUACCGCUCUGCAUGCUCAUCGGCUGGCUGCUCUCCAUAUGGACCUGGAUCUGCAACAUCCGGAUCUUCAGCCUUUACCCGCUGCGCUUCCUGUCCAGUAAGCUGUCCACCUGUGUCCAGCUCAGCUACAGAACCGAACACAUGAGGUUGCUCAGCUCACCCAAACCAGCUGCCGGACACACGCAGUUCAUGAGGAAAGCGAACAUCGUGGUGUCGUUCCUGGUGGAUGUGGCUCUCGGCAUGUUGCUCAUCUGGUGGCUCUACAGAGACAACCACAUCACCAUGUUAGCCAACACGCUGGUGCCUGCAGCAGAUCAUGUGGCUAAAGAGCUGGAUGAGCUGCUGCAGUGGCUGAUGGGAGCUCCUGCAGGGCUGAAGAUGAACCGGGCCCUGGAUCAGGUUCUGGGCCGCUUCUUCCUCUACCACAUUCACCUCUGGAUCAGCUACAUCCACCUGAUGUCUCCCUUCAUCGAGGGGAUCCUGUGGUACGGAGGCCUGUCGGCUUGCUUGGGCCUGACCUUUGCCCUCUCGCUGCUCUCAGACAUGGUCGCCCUGCUCACCUUCCACAUCUACUGCUUCUACGUCUACGGAGCCAGGUUGUACUGCCUGAAGAUCUACGGCCUCUCGUCUCUCUGGAGGCUCUUUAGAGGGAAGAAGUGGAACGUCCUGCGGCAGAGGGUGGACUCCUGCUCCUAUGACAUGGACCAGCUCUUCAUUGGGACGCUGCUGUUCACCGUCCUGCUAUUCCUGCUGCCCACCACAGCGCUCUACUACCUGGUCUUCACUCUGUUGCGGCUGUUGGUGGUGCUGUUCCAGGGCGUCCUCCACCUCAGUGUGGACUUCAUUAACUCCUUCCCCCUGUUCGCAAUGAGCCUCCGCAUCACUCGGCCCUACAGACUGGCAGAGGGUGUAAAGUUCAGGGUGCUGUGUGAGGAGCCUGGGACGGCCCUGCACCUGCUGAUGGAGAUUAACCCUCUGAAGUGCAGCGCAGUGGUUCAGACCUACCGCACCCCGACUUACAGCUGUUACCCCAAAGACUCGUGGGCUGCCCUGGUCAAGAAACUGUUUGUUGGGGAGCUGAUUUACCCGUGGAGACACAAAACCACCAAGACUGACUGAGAGACAUUGGCCAGAGAUGUGAGCGAGAAAGAGAGAAAAAGAAAAAGAGAGAUUAGGAAACAAAGGAAAGGGAAGGGACCGAAUAAAUAGUGAGAUGGAAACAGACAGAUAGAUAGAGGGGAAAGAGGGGGAACAAGGGUGAAAUUGGUACCUUAGAGUUACGCUGCUUUCAUCUUAGAUUGGAAUAACAUCAAGAAAGUGUUUGUGAAGACUGAAGCUGCCAGGUCACCACACUUUUUUUCAUCCGAGCAGCUCGAGGAAGAAGAACGAAAACAAGUCAGUGUUUAAGAGUGCAGCGAACAUGGCAAUGUCAGCCACAAACCCAAAAACCAGCAAAUAGUCCCGUCCUGUUUUUGUUGUAAAAACUGUGAUUGUAAAAUGCCUUUCAGCACAUGAUAAAUUCUUUUAUUUGUAUUAAUGAUAUUAAGGACUUGACAUCAGCUGUUGUCUUUUGUUGUUGAGGUCAAAAAUUAAAUUAAAUAUGAGAACUUAAUCUCCAGUAAUGAACUUAUAUGCACCGUGUAUCCCACAAGGAAACUAAACUAAAGGACCAAAACAAUUUGUUCAUGUGUGUUUGAAUGUAGGACACAAAGAUCCCACAUUAUCAAAUAAGAUUUAAAGACCAUCUGACUUUGUUUGCCCCCCCCCCCCCCCCCUACAUGUCGGUGAAAUCACCAUUUGUAUGACCAGCAAACAUACUCGAGUCAGUUCACUGUAGUUCACUCACUGGACAUCUAAGCUCUCAGCUCAGUGUAAUCCCCCAUGAAACACUUUACAGACAGGUGCGUAUUCUCUGUCACUGACGCUGCUGUUCCACUGGCUUAAAUCACACACCGCAACACCCAAAAUAUUGUCCGUUGCCCCCCCCCCCCCCCCCUGGAGGCUAAAUUGCCGUCAGACUGAUGGAUUCCGAGAUUGCUAGUUUGUUAUUGGUUCCAUCCAAUACAUUGGACAAAUGAGCUUCUAGAGGGAUUCCAUAAUGUUAGUCAUGUUACAGAGAGACUAUGUAACUUGCUGAAUACUAAAACAUAGCCCAAUAGUAGCUCAAGUAAAAAAGACUCAUCAAAUCAGUGAAUCGACUCAGUAUUUAGCGUGACAAUUCAUACAAAUCUUAACUCUUAAAAAUGGCAGAAUUCCAAUUAGAAAUCAGGUAUUUAUGUAUACUAUUAACUGCACUGAUCAUGUAGAUAGUUGUAAUCUUUUAGAUUUUAUAUUAUUAAAUUAUUAGCAAGAGUCUGCUUCUAAUCACACUAACUGGACAAACAGAUUUUUUUUUACUACUUUUUAAUACUGUGUGUUUUGAUCGUUUAAAAAAAAAAUCUAAUUAAAUUGAUUUCAGGUUCAUUUGUUGCCAUAUUUCCUCCAAACACUGGAACUAUUUGCCUCUGUCAGGUGAGUUACAGAGGGAGAUGAACAGUCAUGCCAUACUGUUCUGGUAUCAAGCAAAUCCUUGUGUGAUUCUGCUCUGGGUCAAAUUGUCAGCAUUUGUCCUUUUUUUUUAUGUGCCUGUUCAUGUCAUUUUUAAUAACAUUUUCUUUCAUUCUUAGUAACAAUCAAUAUGAACCAGCUCUGAUUAAAAGAAACAAUCCAGCAGUUUGGGAAUUUGGUUGUCGUCUGUCUUGCUUAGCACAACCUGCAGGUGAACUACACGAGACCGCUUUGGAGCAGUUGGAAGGUGUAUUCUUUUCACUUUUGAUAGUGCUGAGCUAGCAAUUUCCCACUGCUUCCAGUCUUUGUGCUAAACAUGUCAUGGCCAAUCUCUAUACGGGACACAGGAAGAUGAAGCUGAUGUCAUUUCAUGGUUAGGCAGCAAGAUAACAAAUUUCCCAAAUUUUCAGACUGAAUAUUUAAUAUGAAUUAUUGCUGUUACUGUUUUUCUUUCACCUAACUCUUUACACCCUCUUUAGCGUCCUUAGCAACAAUUUGUUGUUUUUAACAGUUAAACUGUUUAAUUUAGUUCUUAUGUUUUUCACCUUUUUAUUUUAGAAUCUCCUAUUGAUCUGUACUAAAUGUUCCAUUGCCAUUUAAUAAAAUUCAUGCUGUAUA